This is a messenger RNA of Parasteatoda tepidariorum (common house spider), 2779 nucleotides long. Its product is annotated as beta-1,4-mannosyl-glycoprotein 4-beta-N-acetylglucosaminyltransferase. The record is from RefSeq and is a predicted model, not a curated record. Gene Ontology annotation, biological process: N-acetylglucosamine metabolic process. Gene Ontology annotation, cellular component: membrane. NCBI's taxonomy places the organism in Eukaryota, Metazoa, Arthropoda, Arachnida, Araneae, Theridiidae. Gene Ontology annotation, molecular function: beta-1,4-mannosylglycoprotein 4-beta-N-acetylglucosaminyltransferase activity.
GCAACAGUAAAGCUUGCCGCUGUAAACAUAAAUAUUUAUAUAUAUUUUUUUUAAAAGAAAUUCUGCUUUGAAGUAUUCUUAUAGUUUAAGUAUUGAAGAAAAGUAUUUAAACAAGUUAAUUAUUCAUGUUUAUUAUAAAGCAAAAUACUUAUAUUUGAAUUCUGUUUUUUAAAUUUUAAUGACUGGACCUUUUGAAAAGUUUUAAUGGAAAAGGAAGAAAACUGGUUGAAAUGUUUGCCAUUCAAACCAAGACAAGGAAAGAAAGUAUUUGUCAUUUUUGCUGCUAUCAAUAUCCUCAUAAUUUGGUUAUACUUAUACAAAAGUUCAAAUAUAUCAUAUUUUUAUUAUCAAUCAUCAAAACCAGUUAUCGCCAAGACAGUUCCUUUACCAAUAUACAAUGUUUCUGUAUACCAUAUACCCCUACUUCAGUCAAAAGACAUGGCACCCUUUUAUGCUGAAGUGACGAAAAAGGCAUGGUGUUUCCUUUAUGGCAUUGACCUUAUUGACUCUCAAAAGCGGAAGAAAUGCAUUUGUUUGGAUAACUGGUUUGGGUUAGAUUGUGGCAUUCCCUCUGCAGUUUGGAAAUCUGAUUUUCUACAAGAAGGCAAGAAUGCGAACAUCGAGAUUAGGCGAAGAGAGAAGCCUCGUCGAAUAAUCUCCUCGUUUGUUGUUGAUGAUUAUCAAGACAUAUUGGACAUUAAUGUUUACAACAGCUUUUCAGUUAUAGACUUGUAUUUGACUAUUGAGCAAUCCAAUCAAAAGCUUUCUGUUUUAAAUAGGUUUGAAAACGGACAAUUUGCAGAAUGGCAAAGUAAAAUAAUUCCUUUUCAGGUGAAUGUCUCAAAUAAAUUGGAAGUGGAAGACACUGUAUUGAUGUUGAAGAGUUUAUGGGACAUUGGUUGGAAAAGAUUAUCUGAUUUCCGUCCAGAUGAUAUUUUUAUCUUUCAACGAGCAUCAUCCAUUAUCACCAAAGACGUAUUACUGUUUUUAAAACUCUACGACGGUUUUCCCGAACCAUUUUUCUUCGAGCUUAGGCCUUUGCUUUUUAAGUUUUCAAUGCGCAUGAAAAGCAAUAGCACCGAUGCAAAGCUCGUGCCUUUCCGACCAUUGGGUUGCACAUUUCAGUUUCUUUCUUCCAUGUGCAACUUUGAAGUGAGCAAAUUGUUUUCAAACAAUUGCCACUCUCAAGACGCAAAAAGUUUUGAAAAAAAUAAUUGGCCAUUAAAAAUGUGGACUGUCGGAAGUAUCGAUGCUCCCAGUGGUUGGCAUUGUAAUGUUUGCUGCAAAGACAGUUGCAUAAAAGCACGCCAAACUGAACUGAAAUCAUUUAAUAUGCCAGUUUUGAAGCUCGAAGCUAAUUCGUCUACGGUCGAACGAUUUCUCGAUAAGCUUCAUUCAUUUGAUAGUGGAGGAUUGUCUUUUGAAAAAGUUGUAAAAUCUGACCCUUUCUAUGCUCCAAAUGUAGUAUUAAAUAAUGAAAAGAAAUAUUCAUACCUUGUAGAGAUAGAUGAGAAGUUUUAGUAUUAGUGAUAGAAGCACAAUUUUGAUUGUUGGAUUGGUUCAAGGAAUGUUAAAUUGUGAUGCAUCGUGAUUAUUGUUUAUUGUACAUAAGUAUUUUAUUACUGUUAUACAUUCUAGCUUUGUUGCUGUACUUAAUAUUGCUUUACUUUCUCUUUACAAAAAUCAGCACAUUUUUGUGGUAUGGUGCUUUUUAUUUAUUGUUGAAAAUCAGAGUAUUUUGUAUGUAUUUCAUUUAUGCUAUUAAAAUUUUAUACUUUAAUAUUAAAAAUUAUAAAUUUACGUAUUUUGAUGAAAUGUUAAGAUUCAUAAAUCAGUAAAAUAUGUAAAUCUCUUUAGUUAUGUUUUUUUUUUUUUAAAUUCUAACAUCUAAACUAAUAGUUAUCAUUUUCUUGCACAAAUGUUUAUUUUAUUAGUGCUGGAUAGUUGUGGGUACUUUUUGCCUAAUUAACUAUAUUCUUGGUUUAUAUGUAUUCUUGAUAAAUAAUUGGAUUUGGUGCCAUAAAAUUUAUUCCUUUCCAAUCUUAAAUAGAUAUUUGUUUUUUAAAAAAAGGUAAUUUGUGUUAUUUUCUUGCAUAUUUGUAAAGAAUAAGGAAGAAAUUAUUAAAUCACUUUAUUUUGUUUCUGUUUCUAAUUAAUCAUAUUAUCAAAACAAAAACAAUUGAAAUGUGACUGUUUCCUGUUUCUCAUAAAUUUAUGUUAAUUUCCUUUGCCAUUAUUUUAAGAGGAAAAAACACAAAAGACAAAAUUUAAACAUAAUAAAUAUUAUUGCAAACUGAGAUGUCAAAUAAAUAUAUGUGUAAGCAAAGAAUAGAUUGUUCAAUCACUUUUUCUAGAAUUCUAAAUUUAUAAUUAAAACAGGAAAGAAAAAAAAAAUUCAUGACUUUUUUCUAUUUCUUGUAAAUUUCAGUUCUACUUUUUGCUAAGUUUUAGCGAGAAAUAAAUAUUGUAGACAGUGGUGACAAUUGUUAGUUUAAGCAGAAUUUCGAAUUUAUAACUUGAAGGGAAUAAUAGGCAAGUAAUGUAGGUCUUUAACUAUUUCUUGUAAAUUUAUGCUCUACUCUUUGCAUAUAGUUUUAGAAAGGAGAAACACAAAUGGUUGAAUUUAAACAAAAUUAAUAUUAUUGUAGACUGUGAUGCUAAGUAAAACAAUAUGUAAUGAAUAAAUUUAUCAACUUUGUAACAGCAUUGUUUAUUCUCUAUUUGUCGAAAUUUUUGUAAAAAUAUGCAUGGGGAAAUAAAUAAAUUUUAUUGUUUUAAA